Molecule: messenger RNA, 576 nt
Organism: Endocarpon pusillum Z07020
Lineage: Eukaryota; Fungi; Ascomycota; Eurotiomycetes; Verrucariales; Verrucariaceae
Exons: 3
Coding region: 1-576 (191 amino acids)
Biological process (GO): tricarboxylic acid cycle; mitochondrial electron transport, succinate to ubiquinone
Cellular component (GO): membrane
Molecular function (GO): succinate dehydrogenase activity; electron transfer activity
Source: RefSeq, a predicted model, not a curated record
AUGUUGCAUCAAAGGGCGGUCCAGCAGUCAAUACGAUGGCUCGCUGUAGCCAACCCCUCCACCUUCAACAAGACCACCUCUCUCGCCAGACUCGCCCCCCCAGCAGCCAUAGCCACGGGCAGACACAUCCAGAUCAGACAAGCCGCAACCCAACCCACCAGCCCCUCAGACGCGUACUCGAUCCUCGCCUCGCAACGCCUCCACCGGCCCGUCUCCCCACACCUCAAGAUAUACCGUCCGCAGAUAACCUGGAUCCUGUCCGCGCUGAACCGCAUCACCGGCUCCGUCCUCUCCGGCGGCUUCUACAUCUUCGGCGCCGCCUACCUCGUCUCGCCCCUGUUCGGCUGGCAUCUCGACACUGCCUCCUUGGCGGCAGCGUUCGCCAGCUGGCCGUGGGCCGCGCAGCUGGCGGCCAAGAUGGCGGCCGCGUUUCCGUUUACGUUUCAUGCCUGGAAUGGGAUCAGGCAUCUCACUUGGGAUGUCGGGGCGGCGUUGAAUAAUCAGCAGGUUAUUAGGACGGGGUGGGUGGUGGUGGGGUUUACUGUUGUUAGUUCGUUGGCGUUAGCUUUGCUUUGA